UAUAUAGUAUUUAUUACAAUUACUAUGUAGGUAAUUAUGUGUGAAGGUGACUUUGUCUUUUCGUCACAAUUAGAGAGUUUUAUGUUGUAUAUCGGUUGUUGAUGUUUUCUCUCUAAUGAAAGGGGAUGUGGCGAUUAGUGGAUGCUGCUGUUAUUGUCCUCUAGAUGGCAGUAGUGCUGAGCACACAGUUAGCAGAGGCAUUAUCCGAGUAAAAGCUCAGAGCAAGGAAAACUCGUGUGGAGGUUCAGUGCUGAAGAAAUCACGACAACACACUCCAGCUUUUAUAUUGAACCUUCUGCUGCCAGACUGUUUAUCUGACGGACACUUCAGCUGCUUGCCUUUAUUCAGUAUAUAUUGGGGCUCAACUGUAAAUUCCUCUACAGAAGCGAUCAGGAACGCUGGACUUUAUUUCAGCUGAUAUUUCAUACACAAACAGGCCUGAUGGAGGAGACACACCAUGUUAAAAUGAGAGCAAAAACAAAAUCACUGAAGAGAAAAAACAGAAAACGUGUCACCUGCACUCAGUGUGGGAAGAGUCUGGCAGACAAAGACAGUCUCAAGAUCCACAUGCGGAUCCACACUGGAGAGAGACCAUUCACAUGUUCUCAGUGUGGGAUGAGUUUCAAAGACUCAUCAGCCCUUAGAAGACACAUGUUGAUCCACACUGGAAAGAAAGCACACACAUGUGAUCAGUGCGGAAAAUCAUUUAGGUUGUCUUCAGGCCUGAAUGAUCACCUUAGAGUUCAUGCAACUGAGAAGCCAUAUUCAUGCACUGUGUGUGGAAAGAGUUUUGCACAUCAAGUAAAUUUAAGAAGACAUCAGAAGAUCCACAACAGUGUGAGAGAGUAUGUGUGCUCUGAGUGUGAGAAGACCUUUGUUACAGCUGCAAACUUACAACAACACCAGAUGAUUCACAGUGGAGAAAAACGAUACAAGUGUUCACACUGCGACAUGAGAUUCAGUUGGUUAGGAUGCCAGAAAACACAUGAGAGGACUCACACCGGAGAGAAACCAUACAAGUGUUCACACUGCGACAAAAGAUUCGGUCGGUUAUCAAAUAUGAAAAUACAUGAGAGGAUUCACACUGGAGAGAAACCUUAUACCUGUUCACACUGCGACAAAAGAUUCAGUCAGUUAAGAAACCUGAUAACACAUGAGAGGAUUCACACUGGAGAAAAACCUUAUCCGUGUUCACACUGCGACAAGAGAUUCAGUCAGUUAGUAAGCCAGAAAUCACAUGAGAGGACUCACACUGGAGAGAAACCGUACAGCUGUUCACACUGCGACAAGAAAUUCAGUAAGUUAAGAAGCCUGAAAUCACAUGAGAGGAUUCACACUGAAGAGAGACCGUACAGCUGUUCACACUGCGACAAGAAAUUCAGUAAGUUAAGAAGCCUGAAAACACAUGAGAGGACUCACACUGGACAGAAACAAGUGAGAUUCAGUCAGUCAGAAACAUUGAAAAACACACAAGAGUGUCACGUCUGAGAGUAACCUUAACAGAUAUGCAAACUUGCAGUAUUGAUGGGUUGUUCUGGAACAAAUCUUUAAUGUGACUCUGCAAUAACGAGUCCUUUCCGAGUGAUUCUUUCAUUGCUGCAUGUGCAGAUAGGGGAAAUAAUUAUUUUAUAUUCUAUCAGGUUUAAGUCGUUCAUUAAUCACUUGAAAUAUCUGUCGAUCUAUCCUCUAUGCACUUUGAGCAAAAAAAAAUUUAAGUCCUCUGGUUUUUGAGUACAUGUAACUUGAUAUCAGGAUUGUAUGUAGGCAAUAGUUCAUUAUUUAUUAUUUAAAAUCAUUAUUUUCGUCUGAAAGAGCUCAACUCUUUCAGUAUUCACAGCACCCAAAUGUGUUAAACCCUGUCAUUACACAUUUAAAAGAUAUUAGAGAAUGUUUUGUUCUUUAAGUUGAGGAUAAUUCAUUAAUAUAGAUCAGGCGUGUCCAAACUCGGUCCGGGAGGGUCGGUGUCCUCAGCCUGAUCUCACGAGGAAACAAAAGUAUUUUACGUUUUGUCAGUUUAUCGGCUAAUUCGGACAAAAUUAAAGUUGACAAAAUUUACCCUACCCAAUUCACCUGUACCGCAUGUCUUUGGACUGUGGGGGAAACCGGAGCACCCGGAGGAAACCCACGCGAAGGCAUGAAGAACAUGCAAACUCCACACAGAAACGUCUUUAAUUCAGCUACCAUCAGACCUGUUCAGAAAGGUUCUUUUACAUGUUUAUGAUGAAGGAGGCCUCAUGGAAUCCUUCAUCUUGGUCAAAUAUAUAGUGGAGUUCAAGCUCUCCAGAUGUGAAUCCUGUGGUUGGCUCUACAAAAACACUGGAUACUGUGGCGAUGGGAGGAAAGGGAUGUACAAAGCAUUCUAUUCAGACAAGAGUCUGACGACUUCUGCCCUAUGCACUGCUACUAAACGAUGAAUGGAUGGAUUUGUACUUAAUGGAUGGAUUUGUGGUGAACUGAUGGAUGUAUGGAUUUGUAGUCAGUGGAUGGCAUGUUUUUUAUUAAGAGAUUGUUUUAUUUGUAUUUUGAUAAUUAAACCGAAAUGUUUAUUGAAC
Molecule: messenger RNA, 2552 nt
Organism: Danio rerio (zebrafish)
Lineage: Eukaryota; Metazoa; Chordata; Actinopteri; Cypriniformes; Danionidae
Source: RefSeq, a predicted model, not a curated record